Exophiala dermatitidis NIH/UT8656 is the source of this 2433-nucleotide messenger RNA. RefSeq lists its product as uncharacterized. Lineage: Eukaryota; Fungi; Ascomycota; Eurotiomycetes; Chaetothyriales; Herpotrichiellaceae. The transcript has 2 exons. The record is from RefSeq and is a predicted model, not a curated record. Gene Ontology annotation, cellular component: nucleus. Gene Ontology annotation, molecular function: nucleic acid binding. The coding region runs from base 1 to 2433 and encodes 810 amino acids.
AUGGCAGAAGAACAGAGCACACCCGCCCGUGAUCGUCUGAACCAACUCUUCUCUGGCUGUCCUAGGCCGGCUCCACCAGAUCCUGGCAAACCUCAUUUCUCCGAGGUCGAACUUGACAAAAAGACAGCUCAAGACCAGGAACCAUGGACCAUCCCUGCGACAGCACAAUAUCCCCGCCAAAUCGUACACCCUCCGCAGCCUGAGAGAAACACUGACUGCCUCACAAGCUCUGACGAUGAAGAUGAUUAUGUCGCAGCGUUCAAACCAAAGGUGCAGGUGUCGAUGAAGCCGGCAUCAGACUACCCUGGCAGUUCGCGCCGGUCUGCCCUCCCGCAUCACAAUCCUCACAACACUCCUGCAGUCUCCUAUGAUGGAGUUGACGAAUCUAUUUCUUUUGUCCCAGGGGGCAAGGUGUCAUCCAAGGGCAAGGGCAAAGAUGCCGAUCUGGAAGAGCGAGUGUCUGCCAACCCUGACUAUGCAUGGCCCACUUCACCAUAUCCGGUCAAAGGGGUUUUCUGCCAGUUCUCACUUGCAGCAGCAUUUCCCUACAAGUACAUGAACGACAAGAACGACCGGGUGUCCAGACACUUUUUCGCCCAGAACAAGUUUUACCAAAAUACGUGGGACCUGUUCUAUCUGUACCCACCAUACACCCUCAGUUCAAAGCCAAUAUUGCUGGUCCCAUAUGCACAAUUCGCGGCCCUUGCCAUACGAAUCAGUGAAGCUUUCAAUGUCCCUAUUUCAGUGCCUCCCUUCCCCUUCACACUUACCUUCUAUGACGACGGCACUCCGCGACCACGGUUCAUUGGCAUAUCCAGGUCGAGAGAUAAGGCUAGGGAACUUCAAGAUCGCAUCCCUCCUCCAUCUGUUGGCCAUGGUGAGUGUCCUGAUGACGCCAGCCCCGAGGUUAGGCAAAACUUCGAGGCGUUCAGAGCGAUGUGCCAAGAUGCGCUUGCGGCAAGCAAGAGAAAAAGCCCGCUUUUCAAGCAGAAGAAGAAAGAAGAGGAUCGCUUACUCACGUAUCGGGAUUGGUAUUCGCAGCUGAGGAGAGCCCAGAGAUAUUUUGGAUUGCGCCGCAGACAAGCCAAACCCCAGCCACCCCCUGCAAAUCUGCCAUGGACCGAAGAACAACAAUACCAUCUACAGCAGAUCAGAAAGGCACACAAUACUCUGGAUCCCCUUGAUGUCAAUCUGCCGGCACCGUUUCCCUUUGAGAAACAGCCUGUGAUUAUUGCCGUCGACAUAGAAUCCUACGAAAGAGACCACAAACUCAUCACUGAGAUAGGUGUCAGCACUUUGGACACACUGGACCUUGUCGACCUUCCACCUGGUGAAGGUGGCAAAAACUGGACAAGCCAGAUUCGCUCUCGCCAUUUCAGAAUCCAGGAGCGUGCGCACAUGGUCAACAAAGACUUCUGCACCGGUAACCCUGACGCCUUUCAAUUCGGGAAAUCAGAGUUUGUUGCCCUCAGCGAGGCUGCUGCAAAGGUUGACUCUUGUUUUGAAUGGCCAUUUUCUGUGCAAUUCAAGCAUCCAGGCUUGUCAGGUUGGUGGGACAUCACGAGAAUAAGCUCUGAAAGUGAACAAGUGGACUCGAACGAGCCUCCUGCAAUGUCUGCCGGCGUCAGCAUCGGGCUAUCCAACAGUGAGCAAGCUCAAGCCAAUCGGGCAGCUGGUGCGCGUGUAUUGCAAGGACUCGAGGAUCCGGAUACCAUCAAAGAUGCCCUCGAUCAGGCCGACAAGGUUCCCACAAUCCCUGAGUUUCUCCAACGUGGCUCGAAAGAACGCAAUAUCAUCCUUCUUGGACACGAUAUCGAAAGCGAUCUCGCGUACUUGCGGGUAUUGGGAAGCAAAAUCUUCUCGCCAUCCCGUGCUACAUAUCCUGUAGCUGCAAUGAAUGCUGAUGAAGGAGCGUUCCAAAUCCUGGCUUCUAUCGUCGAGGCCCUGGACACGGCCAAGUUGUACCGAAUCCUCAAGCAAGAGAAGCAGAACCGCAAACUGGGAUCAAUUCUGCACGACCUCGGCAUUCCAUAUGAUUUCUUGCACAAUGGUGGGAAUGACGCCCGCUACACGAUGGAGGCGUUGGUUGCCAUGGCGAUCAAGGACCGUCUUGAGGAGGACAACCCCGAUAAGGAACGACGCGUCUCUACGACAGAAAACCAAGCCUCAGAUAUGGCUGAUAUGCCUGAUCCGGCGCAUUAUGGAGGAUGGAAUGCGAUUGGUGAGAAGGCUGAUGGCACAGUUUCCGCUUCUGCCGCGAGCAUGAUGCCUGCCAACGACGAGCCCGAGUCCGAUGCUUAUGAAGCAGCGAUCCUAGCUCCUUCGGAUUAUGGGUCUCCUCCUAAGGAAUUGGAUCCAGAGAUUGUCGCUGUAAUGGAGCGCUUGAAGAUGGACACGACCUGUGAUUAUGAGGAACCCAAGCGUCGGUUCUAG